GGAGAUGUGUACUAUUCAUCUGACCAUAGCAGAAACAAAAAAACACAAAAAGUGAAAACAGAACACUUUCUGCUGUUCUUCUGAAACUUUAAGGAAAAACUAGAGUACAGAAUUGCUACCAUUGUUCCUGUUGAGAUGACAGAAGGAAGGAGGAAUCUAAAUAGGGAAAUCCCGACGUGUGGAUCCGUGAUCGGCGGGAAGCGGAACAAAUGUGUCAUUUUUCCAGUCAAAUCAAGCAUGGUUGCUGAGUCUAUGGACAGAAGUAACAAGAACUGGAUUGUUCAGACAAAACCAGCAUACGAAAGCGACUUAAUUGUUCGAGUUGGGGAUUUCAGCUUUCACUUGCACAAGCUCCCAAUGGUAGCAAGAAGCAAAUACCUGAAUAGAAUGAUAAUCCAAAACAGUAGCCAUGAAGUGCAAAAGAACAACAGUGUGAGUACCAUAGAACUUGACAAUCUUCCAGGUGGGGCUAUGGCUUUUGAGUUAGUGAUGAAAUUCUGCUAUGGAUGGAAGGUUGAUUUAACUGCUAAAAAUGUUGCUCCUCUUUACUGUGCUGCACAUUUCCUAGAAAUGACUGAUGAUCUUACACAAGGGAAUUUAACUUCCAAAGCAGAAGCCUUCAUGAGCUUUGUAAUAUCAUCAUCAUGGAAUGAUACAUUCAAAGUUCUCAAAAGUUGUGAAUCCAUUUCUCGAUGCGCCAAUCGGCUUCACAUCCCGAAACGUUGUUCUGAAGCAAUUGCUCUUAAGGCUUGUAUGAAUCCAGAGGCGUUCUGUAACAAUGACUAUAAUGUUGAUAAUGUAAAGCUCGAAGUUGUCGCCGACAACUGGUGGUUUGCGGAUGUUUCAGUUCUUAGGAUUGAUCAUUUCAUUGAAGUGAUUGAAUCGGGUAAACGAAGAGGAAUGAGGUCCGAGGUUAUAGGAUCUUGUAUAGCUCAUUGGACAAUGAGAUGGUUUUCUUCUGCAAUGAACGGACUCGAGAAUUCGACGUUGCAGCAUCUCACCAAGUUGAGAUCAGUUACGGUUGAAAGUUUGAUUCGGAUACUUCCGUUCGAGGAAAACUCGGUUACCUCUAGUUUUCUGCUUCAUAUUUUGAAGCUGGGAUCUGUAAUGAAGAUUGACUCUGAAUUGUUAACUAUACUAGAAAGUAGAUUGGCCAUGAUGUUGGAAAAAUGUGACACUUCGGAUUUACUUGUCAAGAACUACGGAGAAGACGAUAGUGUUUACGACGUUGCCAUUGUUACUCGGGUGGUGAAGUCUUAUGCAGCUCACAUAUCAGAUAACUCUCAAUCCAAUCUACUAGUUGUUGGUCGAUUGGUGGACGAUUAUCUUAUGCUUGUUGCACGAGAUCAAAACCUCAGGGCGGAUUGUUUCCAAGUCCUUGUCGAGGCAUUGCCGCAAAACGCUCGGGUUUGUUUCGACAAUAUGUAUCGAGCAAUUGAUAUGUACCUGAAGGCACAUCCUGAGUUAACAGAAGAAGAAAGGACAUGUCUAUGUAGCUCAUUGAAAUACCAUAAACUAUCACAAGCAGCAAGGGAACACAUAAUGAGAAACGAUCGGUUACCAUUGAAAUACACGACGAGUUUUAUUCUUUUGGAACAAGUCAUGACGAGACCUCGAGCCGAAUUUGGAAUGAGUAAUGGUCAAACGAAAGGCCGAGUUGUGAUGGGUGAAAGUAGGGGAGGGUCGAGUUGGAUGAUGAGUUCACAAAAGGAGAUAAGUAUGAUGAAAAGGGAGGUUGAGACAAUGAAAGGGCAGCUCAAUGAUAUGCAGAUGUGCAAGACAAAGCUUGAAGGUCAAGUAAAGAAAGGUUUCAAUUACAAGAAAAACUUUGCUAGUGUGCGGAAAAUUGUCUGUUUAGGGUUCAAUAGUGCUAAGAUGAACAUUGGCUUUGCUUCAUUCUCAACUUGAACAAAUCUGCUGCAUUUUGUAAAAGAAAUUCUUCGUUUUGUCGU
Messenger RNA from Cucurbita pepo subsp. pepo (vegetable marrow), 1952 nucleotides. RefSeq names its product root phototropism protein 3. Gene Ontology annotation, molecular function: protein binding. NCBI's taxonomy places the organism in Eukaryota, Viridiplantae, Streptophyta, Magnoliopsida, Cucurbitales, Cucurbitaceae. The record is from RefSeq and is a predicted model, not a curated record.